CGGUACACAGCCCGAUUUGUUUUGCUGCCAUGCAAACUCACGAACUUGUUCGACCGGUUUGAGAAGGUACAACGGUAAACGCGGGUGCUAAUCGAAUGACACCUAUCGAUAGGCGAUUGACGGAAGGCCCUUAAACGCUAGUGACGCAAUAUGCUUCUUCUACGACGACUAGCGCCUCUGGGACCCAAGUUUCCGGGUGUGAGGUGGCGUAAUUUUAGUUUGAUGGAGUACGCCGGCCAGUGGUCUAGUACAGAAAAACUACAGUUCCAAGCGGAUAUGCGGGUCAUCAGCGACUUUGUUACGGCUGAAGAGGAACAAUGCCUGAUAUGGGAAAUCGAGCCUCACAUCAGCCGCUUGCCCUACGAGUCAAGCCACUGGGAUGACGCGAUUCAUGGAUACCGUGAAGUGCAACGAAGGAAGUGGUCACCCCACAAUCGUUCCGUUUUGGACCGUGUCUGCAGAGAGGCUUGCGGAGGCCAAGUGAUGCCCUUCGUCCAUAUUCUGGACCUUGCAGAGGUUGGCGGGAUUAAGCCUCACGUGGACAGCACUCGGUUUUGCGGCCACACCAUCGCGGGAAUCAGCCUGCUUAGCGAUUGCGUUAUGCGAAUGAAACGUGUGGCGAAAGGUACCGCUAGCCACUCCGCGGAUGUGCUACUGCCGCGACGUUCACUCUACAUUAUGAGCCAUCUGGCGCGAUACAAGUUUACCCACGAAAUAUUAGUCGGAGAACAGUCGCGGUUCAGAAAACACCCAGUAAAAAGGAAGCGACGCGUUUCUGUCAUUUGUCGAACGGAACCUUAAACACACACGCUUGCUUACAGCUCAAACGGACAUUUGAACACACACUCUUGCUUAUAGGUAGUGGGGAACGCACUAAAAUCACUUGACUUUACGGGUCGGGACGGUAUCCACGAUUAAUUGGCUGUGAGAUCCGCGAAAGUCCAUACAAGUCCGAUCCAGCGGACGACCAGUGAGCGUAAGCCACUUAAUAUGGUAACUGCAUUACGAUCUGAUUUAAAUUAAAGAUAUUGCCGGGCUUGGAAGCACCAAGGAGUCUAAAAACCUCCCCAAGGACCAAUCCUGGCCAGACAUCAUUGUGGUCAUUAUUCUAAUGUAGCAUCAAUGAAAAAUACUCUUCUUCUUUUUGUCAGCAUUUAUUUAUUUAAAUUUUUUUUAGCAACUUGGCCUAGUUAAAAUUUUUCAGAAGUGUCAGAAAAUUAAUAACAAGAAGGAAAGCAAACUUCGGCAAGCCGAAGUUCAUAUACCCUUGCAGCUAUUGCAUUAAUUAAAUACUUUUGAAAACAUUUAAAUUAUGAUUUACUUGAGUAUGUGCUAAAAAAAAACAUUGAAACUAUAAUGAUUUGGAGCUCAAUUAUUAG
Drosophila gunungcola (fruit fly) is the source of this 1379-nucleotide messenger RNA. Its product is annotated as alpha-ketoglutarate-dependent dioxygenase alkB homolog 7, mitochondrial-like. The record is from RefSeq and is a predicted model, not a curated record. Gene Ontology annotation, cellular component: mitochondrial matrix. The transcript has 3 exons. The coding region runs from base 151 to 801 and encodes 216 amino acids. NCBI's taxonomy places the organism in Eukaryota, Metazoa, Arthropoda, Insecta, Diptera, Drosophilidae. Gene Ontology annotation, biological process: fatty acid metabolic process; DNA damage response.